AUGGUGGACAACCAGAGCUUGGCCCCAUCUUCCCACGCAAGACCCAGCCUGAAGUGGACCAGCCAGCUCCAUGAGCGCUUCCUCGAGGUGGUCUCCCGGCUCGGCGGCGCGAGCAGUAAGUGCCCGUCGGAGUUUUCGGCCCUCCGGUGGGUUCCGGCGAUCACAAUCGGUGUCUGUUUAUUUGAAUGCAGAGGCGACGCCCAGGUCGGUGGAGAGGUUGAUGGGCGCCUCCGGCCUCACCCUCUACCAGCUGAAGAUCCAGUUGCAGGCACGCCUCGUCUUCCUCCUCAAUCUCCCGUGAAAAUCGGCUGCCGCUGUCUGGUCCUUUACGCUUCUCCAAUUGCAGAAGUACAGGCUCGCCAUGAAGCGCGGUUCCGAAGCCUCCAGCCAUGGCAGGGAAGAAGAAGGUGGUGGCGACGGGAGGUUCCUAGAACACCAGAGGGCCCGCCAAACUCCCAUGGAGUUUCGGAGGAAAUCUGAAGAACGGCUUGAGGUGAGCCUGACCUUCUUUCUCUCCUUCCUUCCGACUGUUGAGAACGAACAGUCGCAGAGACGCUCAUCUUCCCUCCCUCCGUCUUGAAUCUCCAGGUGCAGAGACACCUGCAGCUGCGGAUAGAAGCGCAGGGGAGGUAUUUACAGUCGGUGCUGGAGAGAGCUCGCGAGAUGCUCGAGAUGGACGCCGCAGAUUCCCAACCGUCGCCGGCGGCGGACGCCGACUGCCUGAGCUCCGACGGCAGCUGCCUGACGGAGAACGACGGGGCAAGCGGCUAGAAAGCGGAUACGUACGUCGCGCCGGAGCGACGGCGAGGACUCCGGCGGCGCGGUUCUAGGAGGAGAGGAGCAUCCGCAGAAAAUCCCCCUCAGUCCUCAAGAAUCUCGUGCAGUCCCUGCAUUUAG
Molecule: messenger RNA, 897 nt
Organism: Spirodela intermedia
Lineage: Eukaryota; Viridiplantae; Streptophyta; Magnoliopsida; Alismatales; Araceae
Source: the annotation of a GenBank genome assembly